CACGUGGUUUAUAAAUCUACAAACAAGAUUAAAGGAUCCACAGCUGCUGUGCGAAGUUUUGUUGCCAGGUGGCUGAACUGCGUUACAUUCACGAACCGAAACCUCGGACCCAGACCAGCAGCAGAACUCUGAACCGGACCGGAGAAGAUGAGCUUCUUAUUUGGGAAUCGUUCAUCAAAGACGUUUAAGCCGAAGAAGAACAUUCCAGAAGGUUCACACCAGUAUGAGCUGCUCAAACAUGCCGAAGCUACGCUGGGCAGCGGGAACCUCCGUAUGGCUGUCAUGCUUCCUGAUGGAGAAGAUCUUAAUGAAUGGGUUGCUGUUAACACGGUGGAUUUCUUCAACCAGAUAAACAUGCUGUACGGCACCAUCACAGAUUUCUGCUCAGAGAGCAGCUGCCCGGUCAUGUCAGCUGGACCCAAAUACGAGUAUCACUGGGCGGACGGGACCAACAUUAAGAAGCCUAUCAAGUGCUCGGCUCCCAAGUACAUUGAUUAUUUGAUGACGUGGGUUCAAGAUCAACUUGAUGACGAGACUCUGUUUCCUUCUAAAAUAGGCGUUCCUUUCCGGAAGAACUUCAUGUCGGUGGCCAAGACCAUUCUGAAGCGCCUGUUCAGAGUUUACGCUCAUAUUUACCAUCAACACUUUGACGCAGUCAUGCAGUUACAGGAAGAAGCCCACCUCAACACAUCAUUCAAACACUUCAUCUUCUUCGUCCAGGAGUUUAAUUUGAUGGAUCGCAAGGAGUUGGCACCACUUCAAGAACUCAUCGAGAAGCUAACAACUAAAGACAGAUAAAGAGAGAGAGAGAGAGAGAGGGAAAGAGCCGAAGAGUACUAAAUGCUGAUGGAAAACCGUGAUAUGUAUCUUUAACUACUCAUUUGCUUUAUAAAGAUGAUUUUAGCCCAACAGCACAUGCUACUGUAGGUGAACUGUUGUAAAUGUAUAGAAUCUGCACAAUGCUAACGGUUAUAAAGGGAUCAUGGCUAAUAACAUCAGGCCUAUCAUCUUAAAUAUACAUUUAUUGAAGUUUGAUAAAAGGAUGAAACGGUAACACUUUGUUUUUAGUUUCUUAAGAUAUUCACAUUAUUAAUUUACUCUGUGGUCACAGAAAAGGUAAAAUUUUACUCAAGACUGUUGAAUUAUGUACUACAGUGAUUCCACUUGUUAGCAUGGUGCCUGUAUCACGUAAAACAGCGUUUGAUUUGAAUGUUUUAAAGAUGUUUGAGUCUUAAAGCUGCAGAUGCGGUUAAAUAGGUGAAGUCUAUUUUCCUAUGCAAUAUUAUAAAUGAUCCUUGCUGAUAAUAUGAGAUCCUGAACCACAAGAUCAGCCAUAAAGGUUAAUUUUCGAAAUUGAGAGCUGAAUAAAUAAGCUUUCCAUUGAGGUCGAUUCAACUUUUUGAAAAUCUGGAAUUUGAGGGUUUAAAGUUGUCCAGAUGAAGUCCUUAGGAACAACAUAAAUACAUUUUCCAUAUAUUUAUGGUAGACAAUAUUACAUAAUAUUUUCAUGAAACUUGAUCUUAAUAUCCCAAUGAUUUUUGGCAAUGGCUAUAAAUAUACCCAUGCAACUUGUGGUUUUGUCGUCCAGGGUCACAUUUAUUAGAGUUACAUGAUCAUAUUUUAUUUAGCUUGUUUUGUCAUGAUGCAUUUAUAAUGUUUGGAUUUUAUACGGAUAAGUCAAGGGUUUUUCAGACUACUAAAAUAGAAAUGUUGUGAUGAAAUGUGCAUGUUAAAAUGGCCCGUCUGUUGAACCCAAGUGGAUAAUGAUAAAAACGGCCUUGAUGCAAUGAAGCUGCUUGUCGUUUUCAUGAUAACAGCUCGAAGACUGCUGUAAGAUGUAUGUUUUGCAAAGCCACUCCAACCGUUUCCUUAUCUGAGGUCAUGCAACAUUUUGAAGUGUAUGUGAAUACAUUAGGAUUUUGGUCGGUUUAUAUGAAAGAUUUUGUUUUUGAAGUGAUUGUUCUUUUCUACCUCCCAUGUUAAUAUUUUAUUCAUUGCAUCACUUUGCUUUGGAUGCUUUUUAAUCAUUACUUUAAAAUCUUUAUCAUUUUUUAGGUUUUAUUUUUGGAGGUUAUAAAAUCCGGUGUUUCUGCUAAAAGUGUAAAAGUGCCAACCAUUGAAUAAUAUAGGAUAAAGCUGAAAUAUUUAUAACAUUUUUGUCACAGAAACAAUAAUCUAUUUUCCCUUGAUUGUAUAAUAAUUGUAACAAUAGCAACUGAUGUUAUUUCUGCUGUAAAUAGAGCAAAUAAAACGAUUCUCUUAAGA
Misgurnus anguillicaudatus (oriental weatherfish) is the source of this 2265-nucleotide messenger RNA. RefSeq names its product MOB kinase activator 1Bb (gene mob1bb). Lineage: Eukaryota; Metazoa; Chordata; Actinopteri; Cypriniformes; Cobitidae. The record is from RefSeq and is a predicted model, not a curated record.